Molecule: messenger RNA, 1335 nt
Organism: Oldenlandia corymbosa var. corymbosa
Lineage: Eukaryota; Viridiplantae; Streptophyta; Magnoliopsida; Gentianales; Rubiaceae
Source: the annotation of a GenBank genome assembly
AUGUAUUCUAUGCCCUAUUUUUGCAAGCAUAUUCAGUCUACAGCUUAUGAUGCUGUUGUGCGAGGAAGCUAUGUACCCGCUUCCGUAGAGGAGACGAAAGUGAAGGAUGAAGUGAAAGAGAAAGAAAGAAAAUCAAAAGCUUCAUCAUCUGAAAAAGGUACUAAUGUUGGUGCAUUUCAGAAGCUCCCUAUGGUAAUCCCUUCAGUUGAUAUCUUAUCUUCAGCUCUUAAAAAGGCGAAAAGGGUUUCACCAACACAGGGAAUUAGUAAUAUUGCAAAACGAGAAAGAAACCGAGCUGCAAAACAGCUUGAUGCAUUAAUGAAGGAAUUAGCUGUUCCUCUGAGGACAUACAGAGAAACUUUCCCGAAUAAGAGAUUUCUGCAUCCAUAUGAGAGAUCAUUAGUUGAGUUAACUCUUGGAGAGGGAAACUAUGAAUAUGUGUUGGGAAAAGUUGAUGACUUGAGGAAAAAAGUGAAUUCAGUAGGAAAGGAGCAUGCUGCAAUUUGUGCCAAGUCAAUGACAAAGCGAGAGGCUGAGGAGAAUUUGGCUGCAGGGGUGAAUAAACUCGAAGGGAUUUUUCAGCAAGAAGGGAAAAUUGUUGAUGAGUUGCUCACCAUUGCUAAGACUUUGCGGGCAAUGCCGGUUGUUGAUUUGGAAACACCAACUCUUUGCCUUGUUGGAGCUCCAAACGUAGGAAAGUCAUCCUUGGUUCGCAUACUUUCAACCGGGAAGCCUGAAAUUUGCAACUACCCUUUCACCACUAGAGGAAUUUUAAUGGGUCAUAUUAGUUUUAGCUACCAGAAUUUCCAGGUUACAGACACACCAGGUCUGCUGUGCAGAAGUGAUGAAGAAAGGAAUAAUUUGGAAAAACUAACACUUGCUGUCCUCACUCAUUUGCCAACUGCUGUACUCUAUGUUCAUGACCUUACUGGAGAAUGUGGAACCUCAGUAUCCGAUCAGUUUGUAAUUUACAAGGAAAUCAAGGAAAGGUUCAGUGACCAUCUUUGGAUCGAUGUUGUGUCCAAAUAUGACCUAUUUCAAGAAAAAACUCCGGUUAUUUUUGCUACUGAAGAUCAGAGCAAGGAUGAUGAUGAACUUGCCAAGUACAGGAAAGAGGGACCUGAUGGAGCCAUUCGAGUAUCGGUGAAGAGUAGUCUCGGGGUUGAUGAGUUGAAGAGUAGAGUGCUUGAGAUGCUUACCUCCCAGGUCAACAGGAUUCAGGUUCAAAACAGCAGCGACCAAGAACAAUUGGAGGAAACACAUACCAGUUUGCUUCUUGAUGGCUUUGUUGAUAGUGGCACUGUAAACUUAGAUUGUGCUCUUGGCAGCAGUUGA